This is a messenger RNA of Peromyscus leucopus (white-footed mouse), 3971 nucleotides long. RefSeq names its product nuclear receptor interacting protein 3 (gene Nrip3). NCBI's taxonomy places the organism in Eukaryota, Metazoa, Chordata, Mammalia, Rodentia, Cricetidae. The record is from RefSeq and is a predicted model, not a curated record. The transcript is spliced from 6 exons. The coding region runs from base 121 to 846 and encodes 241 amino acids. Gene Ontology annotation, molecular function: aspartic-type endopeptidase activity. Gene Ontology annotation, biological process: proteolysis.
GACGUCACGCUCGGCUAUAAAAGACGCGGGAGCAAGGCUCCCGCGGCGCUGUCAAGGAGCUCGAGGCUGAGGGUGCUCGGGACCGGGAGACCCGGCCGCCGGGCCGCGGGCUCCUCAGCAAUGUUUUACUCAGGACUCCUCACCGAGGGCGGCCGCAAGGAGACGGACAUGCGGGAAGCGGCGUCCCUGCGGCAGCAGCGCCGGAUGAAGCAGGCGGUGCAAUUCAUCCACAAGGACUCCGCCGACCUGCUCCCCCUGGACGGCCUCAAAAAGCUGGGCUCGUCCAAGGACACGCAACCUCAUAACAUUCUGCAGAGGCGCCUCAUGGAAACCAACCUGUCCAAGCUCCGGAGCAGUCGAGUCCCUUGGGCCUCCAAGACCAACAAAUUCAAUCAGACAAAAUCUGAAGGGCUAAAAAAGUGUGAAGAUGAUGACAUGAUUUUAGUGUCUUGCCAGUGUGCUGGAAAGGAUGUGAAAGCUCUGGUUGACACCGGCUGUCAAUAUAAUCUCAUCUCUUCGGCCUGUGUGGACAGAUUGGGACUAAAGGACCAUGUUAAAUCUCACAAGCAUGAAGGAGAAAAGCUUUCUCUGCCACGGCAUCUCAAAGUAGUAGGCCAGAUUGAGCACCUACUGAUUACAGUGGGCUCUCUCCGUCUGGAUUGCCCAGCAGCUGUGGUUGGCAGGGGACUGAGAGUAGCAUCACUGACAGUGACCAGUGGUCCCCCUUUGUUUCAGUGUAUCAUAAAUUUGGACAAGCACCGGCUGAUCAUUGGGAAGACAGACAAAGAAGAAAUCCCUUUUGUGGAGACAGUGUCUUUGAAUGAAGCCAACACUUCAGAAGCAUAAUUGCAGCCUGGAGAGUGUCUGCAUGUGCACACACCAGGCUGACAGACUGAGAAAACUGGGUUUGAAUGAAAUGCAGUAGCAACUUGCUAUGGACCAAGUCCUUCCCUCCAGUACAUCCUGCAGGGGCUUCUUCCCACUCAGACCUUUCUAGACUAUAGUCUGUGCUUAGAGAUCUUGUCUAGUUAAUGGCUUAAUGGUUAAACAGCCAUUGUUUUUUACUUCUUUGAAUAUUUAAUUUAUAGACCCUUUGGACACUGCCAGGUCUUAUUUGUGGCCUAUUUCUCUGCUUAUUCCAAGAAUUUGCUUUUAUUAGUCCAGUGUAGGGGCUGCCAUGUUUCUCCACAGAUAAAACUUGCUUUUUUAAUAGUAAAAUAUAUAGUAAAUAGGAUUCUCUUUUUAGCUGUUUCAAGGAGUUAUAUAGACAUGUCUUGAAGUUAGAAUCUCUUCCAAUGAAGUAAUUGAUUUUUCCAAUGUGAACUGAUCUGAGAGAUGUCUCAGAGAGAUCAUCUGAUCCAGACAUUUCACUUAAACACACAGACAGUCAAGUGAAUUGUCUAAAUUUACAUAUUAAGUCAGUAGCAGAAGCCAGACAGAAUCUGGCCUGACAUCCAAACCAAGGCUUUUGUGUUGCUUCAUUUUUCCCAAGCCUUACGAGGAAGGCAGCAAGGUUAGAGUGCAAAAAAAAAGGAGGGGUACUGGAUGUGGGUUAGUGGUGGAGUGCUUGCCUAAUGUGCACGAGGUCCUGGGUUCAAUCCAGCGCUAGAGAUAAAGAGAGAUGGCUUGGUGAUUAGGAAUGCUUGCUGCAUAAGCAUGAAGACUGCUAUUUGGACCCCAGUACCCAAAGGCUGGGCACAGUCCUACACACACCUGUGACCCCAGAACUGAGGGGGCUGAUGACAGGAUGACUGAUGGGACUUUCUAGCUGCCAGUCCGACCCAGAGAGGGAGAGAAAGCGAGGAAGAGAGAGGUAGAGCUCUAUCUCCAGAGACCCCGUCUCAAAGGAACAAGGUAGAGAGUGAUAGAGGAAUAGAGGAUACCCAAUGUGAGUGUGCACAGGUGCACAGCUCCACAUACACUUGUACAAAUUCCUGCACACACCCUCUCAUAGACACACCACAGAAGAAAAGGAGAGUUGGGGAGAAACAACAGGCUACAAAGAAAAACAGGGAACUUAACAAGAGAAAAAAGAAACCACAGAGAGGAAGGAAUAUUAGUUCCAGACAUACCAUAGAUAAUCUAAUUGUCACUAUCAGAUACUGAUUACCCCUAAGAACCAGCAAGAAUUUCUGUCUGUCUGGUUACAUGUCACAAUGAUUCAAGUAUCUGGAAAGAGAGGUAAAAAGGAAGAAUAAGAUCCAAAGUGGGGCCAGAAUAGAAGGGAGGAGACUGAGUACACUCAGUCAGUGGGAAAGCCUACCUGGAAAACUUGCCUGGCAUUGAAAUAUAGGGAGUGAAACCUCCAGGCAGGGAAUUGAAGACUGGGAAACCCUCAGUACAAGGAAAGGUGUUAAGAACCAUUAAGAGCUGGGUAUAUUGCAUGCCUCUAAUCCCAGCACUAAGGCAGAGGCAGGCAGAUCUCAGAGUAUGAGACCAGCCUGGUCUACAAAGUGAGUUCCAGACCAGUCAGAGAUAAACAGUCUCAAAAGACAAAUAAACAAAACAGAACAAACUUUAUAACUGCCCAGUAUUUCCUGACCCAUCUCAGUGGAUUGGGGAAAUCAUGGGAUGGUUGUUUGUUUUUUGUUUUUGCUCUUGUGUCAUCUCAGGCAUCUUCAGUUCAGUUACAGAAGCAUUUGACUAAGUCAGAAAACUAACCAACCAUGAGUAUCCCUUCAAGACAUUCCUAAGUCUACCCUUGGCUCAUAGCAGUUCUCAAACUUUGUGUCUUGCCUAGUGUCCCAGCCGUCAGCCUGUCUAUGAGCAGCUCUCCUUAUGUGGAGGAAUGUGCCCCUUCACUGAGGCCUCCCAGCACUUCUGUUUAUCACAGUAUCAGAUCAGCCUGCUUCUCACAGGACAGAGCUGAAGAUGUCGCCCCUUGUGCCUACUUGAGAGUUCUACCCCAGGCCUUGAUGCUUGGCUGCAAGGGAAGCAUACUGCAGACUCCUUCUAGUGUCUUCUUAUUUGGAUUUCCCGAGGACCCAGUGAGGCCAGGAAUUCUCAGGCUCUUGAAAGAUGCAAUUGAUCCUGGCCCUUUUGAGUUCAGCACUGUAUGGCACUAGGAUGAUUAGAUGGCCUCCAGUGUUCCUUCUGGUCUCUGAAAAUCAGUCUGUGAUUCUUUAAUUUGGAAAUAGAAACAGCGGGGGUGAACUGGACUCCAUCUCAUAGUUCACUCAGCUCAUUCAAAUUGUCUGAAUUCUUUAACCAAAUUAUUUUAAUCCCCAGGCAUAAUAGAGACACCUAAAAUGCUUCAAGAUAAUUAUAAGUCUUGAGAUUCAUUAAUACUUGUUUUGUUUUUUUGAGACGGGAUCUCAUUAUGUAUCCUUGGCUGGCCUGGAACUCAGUAUGUAGAUGAGGCUGGCCUAAAACUCAUAUAAAUCCACCUGCCUCUGCCUCCUGUGUUUAAUGCUUUUUAAAUGCUGCCAAAUUAAUUACUCUUAUAGCUUCUGUCUCCCCAAUGUUCACAAGGGGAUACUGGCUCUGCUUUUGGGAGCUAGCAAAGCAAGGAGGUAAAUGAGUUUUCCUAUCAGAAAUUUAGUGUUUCUAAGGGUGUAGGAAAGUGCCUACCACAUCAUAGUUCUGAGUUCCUGGAAAGUGGUCGCAGACCUGUCUCAUUUCUAAAUAGAUGACGCAUCCAAGAAGUUGAAAAACAUUACUUUUGGCAUUUCUUUAUCUAAUUUGAGGAAGGAUUAUUUUCUGACUUUCCCUUUUCCUUGCUCUGCACACAGCCCACUAGUUUGAUUUUCUGUUCCUUAGCUCACAGCAUCUAUAGAUUGGAUUACCUAGCUACCCUUACUCUUGUGUAGUAGAAAUACCUUUUCGGGCUGGGGACAUGGAGGAGAUGAACUGGAUUCCUUCUCCUUCUGUUGCCAGGUCUCUGCAUUAGCACUUUAUCUGCUCAGUGUUUCUGGCUGUACUGGGCUUCUUUGUGACACUGAUAUAUCAAUAAACUGGGACCUUGCCCUCUG